Messenger RNA from Drosophila obscura, 2042 nucleotides. Its product is annotated as skin secretory protein xP2. Gene Ontology annotation, biological process: positive regulation of transcription by RNA polymerase II. Gene Ontology annotation, molecular function: transcription coactivator activity. Gene Ontology annotation, cellular component: RNA polymerase II transcription regulator complex. The record is from RefSeq and is a predicted model, not a curated record. Lineage: Eukaryota; Metazoa; Arthropoda; Insecta; Diptera; Drosophilidae.
AGUACCUCCUCCUCGUCGAGCCUUUUGUGACCUAAGUGAAGAUGAAACCUUUUGCAUUUCUCGUUCUGGCUGCCUGCUGCUGCAGUGUGGCCCUCGUUCAGGCCCGUCCGGAUGUGAGUCAUCUGCUGCAAUCGAACCGCAACUACCUGCCCCCGCUGCCACAGAAGGAGCUCUCUGCCAGCCAGAAUUACCAGCAGAUCGCCCAGAGCCAGAUCCAGACCCAAUACCAGAAUCAGAAUCAGAUCCAGGUGCAAUCAUACCCCCAGGUGGAGUCCAUUCAGGCAUCCAUCCCAUUGGCCAGCUUCUCCAUUCAGUCGGGCGGACAAUAUCAGUCUGCCGCUCCCGCUCCCGUUCCAGCUCCAGUCCAGGUCUCUAUCCCAGCCCCUGCACCCGCUCCUGCUCCAGUUCAAAUCUCUCUGCCGGCUCCGGCUCCUGUUCAAGUGCAGGCCCCUGCCCCAGCUCCAGCUCCCCAAGUUAUCUAUGAGUCACCCAAGCCAAUUGUUGCCACCCAAACGGCGGUGCAAAAUGCUUAUCUGCCACCAGCGACACCUGUCCAGCAGCAGUUCGUGCCCGCUCCCGAACCAAUUGUGGAGACAACGGUGCAGCAGCAGCAAACCACAUACAAUGCCCCAGAGCCUGUAGUUGCUGCUCCUGCUCCUGUGGUUCAGCAAAGCUACUCUGCUCCUGCUCCUGUGGUUCAGCAAAGCUACUCUGCUCCUGCUCCGGCUGUGGUUCAGCAAAGCUACUCUGCUCCUGCGCCUGUGGUGCAGGAACAAGCCUAUGCGUAUCCCGCUCCUGCUCCUGUGCAGCAACAGACCUUCUCGGCAGCCCCAGUCAUCCAACAGACUUACUCUGCCCCCGCUCCCGUGCAGCAACAGACGACGUACAGCGCUCCUGCGCCUGUGGUGCAACAGACUUACACUGCUCCUGCGCCAGUGAUUCAGGAACAGACGUACUCUGCUCCUGCUCCUGUCCUGCUGUGGUACAAACCUAUCUCAUCCAACUCUGCUCCUGCGCCUGUGGUUCAGGAACAAGACUAUGCGUAUCCCUCUCCUGCUCCUUGGUGCAGCAACAGACCUUCUCGCAGCCCCAGUCAUCCAGAACAGACUUACUCUGCCCCCGCGCCUGUGCAGCAACAGACGUACUCUGCUCCUGCUCCUGCGCCUGUGGUGCAACAGACUUACUCUGCUCCAGCUCCUGUGAUUCAGGAACAGACGUACUCCGCUCCUGCGCCUGUGAUUCAGGAACAGACGUACUCUGCUCCUGCGCCUGUGGUGCAACAGACCUACGCUGCUCCUGCUCCUGUGGUGCAGCAGUCUUACUCCGCUCCUGCGCCUGUGAUUCAGGAACAAACCUACACUGCUCCUGCUCCUGCUCCUGUUGCCGCGCCUGUUGCCCAGCAAACUUACACCGCUCCCGUUGCCAUUGCACAGCCUUCGAUCUCGUUGCCAGAGCCAGUUCAGCAGACUAUACAGCAGCAAUACAGUGGCUAUAGCUACCAGGCGCCAAUUGCUGCACCAGCACCCGCUCCCAUUGUACAGCAGACAACUUACUCGGCUCCAGUUGCAGCCGCAGCUCCAGCUCCAGCUCCGGUUCAGUUCCAGCAAUCGUUUGUGCCCGCUCCACCAGCUCCAGCGCCUGCACCCAUCCAGAUUCAGUCACAGGUCCAGGUCCAGGCCCAGGCUCAGCCAAUCGUUCAGUAUGCGCCACAAGUGUCCACGUACAACAAUUACGCUCCUGCCGCUCCCGUGCAGCAGCAACAGCAGCAGCAGCAGGUGUCCUUUGCACCAGCAGCCAUCGUUCAACAGGCUGAGACCAGUGUGGCCCAGGUGGCACCACAGAUCACGAACCAGAUCGGCACUGAAUACGCCGCCAAUGGCGGCUAUGUGUACGAGAAGCACUAAGCACUAAGAGAAGCUGUGUGAACGGGGACCCCAGCAGAUGUCCGAACUCGCAUCGAGUUGUGGAUCGUCGUGGAUCCUGUUGGGCGAACGUUGGAACGCUGAUCGUUUCAUCGCACAUCUCACUUACUGUUACUUAGC